CAGAUUAACACUAAAGCCCCACAAUGUCCUUGAAACCACGAGUAGUUGACUUUGAUGAAACAUGGAACAAACUUCUAACAACAAUUAAAGCUGUUGUUAUGUUGGAUUAUGUUGAAAGAGCAACGUGGAAUGAUCGCUUCUCAGACAUUUAUGCUUUGUGUGUGGCCUAUCCUGAACCUCUUGGAGAGAGACUUUAUACUGAGACUAAAAUUUUUUUGGAAAAUCAUGUACGCCAUUUGCACAAGAGAGUUCUAGAAGCUGAAGAACAAGUACUGGUUAUGUAUCACAGAUACUGGGAAGAGUAUAGCAAAGGGGCAGACUAUAUGGACUGUUUAUACAGGUACCUCAACACACAGUUUAUUAAGAAGAACAAAUUGACUGAAGCUGAUCUUCAGUAUGGGUAUGGAGGGGUGGAUAUGAAUGAACCAUUGAUGGAAAUAGGAGAGCUAGCUCUUGAUAUGUGGAGAAAAUUAAUGAUUGAGCCACUGCAGGCCAUCCUUAUUCGGAUGCUCCUCCGAGAAAUAAAAAAUGAUCGCUGUGGAGAAGACCCAAACCAGAAAGUAAUCCAUGGGGUUAUUAACUCCUUUGUUCAUGUUGAACAGUAUAAGAAAAAAUUCCCCCUAAAGUUUUAUCAGGAAAUUUUUGAGUGUCCUUUUCUGAAUGAAACAGGGGAGUAUUAUAAACAGGAAGCUUCAAAUUUAUUGCAAGAGUCAAAUUGCUCACAAUACAUGGAGAAGGUUUUAGGUAGAUUAAAAGAUGAAGAAAUGCGGUGUCGGAAGUACUUGCAUCCCAGCUCAUAUGGCAAAGUGAUUCAUGAAUGCCAACAGAGAAUGGUAGCGGAUCACUUGCAGUUUCUACAUGCAGAAUGUCACAAUAUUAUCAGACAAGAGAAAAGAAGUGACAUGGCAAAUAUGUAUACUCUACUUCGUGCUGUGUCAAGUGGUUUACCUCAUAUGAUUCAGGAACUACAAAACCAUAUCCAUGAUGAGGGCCUUAGAGCAACCAGCAAUCUUUCUCAGGAAAAUAUGCCAACUCAGUUUGUGGAGUCAGUUUUGGAAGUACAUAGUAAAUUUGUUCAACUCAUCAACACAGUUCUGAAUGGUGAUCAACACUUUAUGAGUGCCCUUGACAAGGCUUUGACAUCAGUAGUUAACUAUAGGGAGCCCAAGUCAAUCUGCAAAGCACCUGAGUUGCUGGCCAAGUACUGUGACAACUUGUUGAAGAAAUCAGCAAAAGGAAUGACAGAGAAUGAAGUAGAAGACAAACUUACAAGUUUCAUUACUGUUUUCAAAUACAUUGAUGACAAAGAUGUAUUCCAAAAGUUCUAUGCCAGAAUGUUGGCAAAAAGAUUAAUUCAUGGUUUGUCUAUGUCUAUGGAUUCUGAAGAAGCCAUGAUUAAUAAACUAAAGCAAGCCUGUGGUUAUGAAUUUACCAGCAAGCUCCAUCGAAUGUAUACAGACAUGAGUGUUAGUGCUGAUCUCAACAAUAAAUUCAACAACUUUAUCAAAAACCAGGACACAAUUAUAGAUUUGGGGAUUAGUUUUCAAAUAUAUGUUCUACAGGCUGGUGCAUGGCCUCUAACUCAGGCUCCUUCUUCUACAUUUGCAAUUCCUCAGGAACUGGAAAAAAGUGUACAGAUGUUUGAAUUAUUUUACAGUCAGCAUUUUAGUGGAAGGAAGCUUACUUGGUUACAUUAUCUUUGUACAGGUGAAGUAAAAAUGAAUUAUUUGUGCAAACCUUAUGUAGCCAUGGUCACAACAUACCAAAUGGCAGUGUUGCUUGCCUUCAACAACAGUGAAACUGUCAGUUACAAGGAGCUUCAGGAUAGUACACAAAUGAAUGAGAAGGAACUGACAAAAACCAUCAAAUCCUUACUUGAUGUCAAAAUGAUCAACCAUGACUCAGACAAGGAAGAUAUAGAGACAGAGUCUACGUUUUCAUUAAAUAUGAACUUCAGCAGUAAACGAACAAAAUUUAAAAUUACUACAUCAAUGCAGAAAGACACACCACAGGAGAUGGAGCAGACCAGAAGUGCUGUAGAUGAAGACAGAAAAAUGUAUCUUCAAGCUGCUAUUGUCCGUAUUAUGAAAGCACGUAAAGUGUUGCGACAUAAUGCUCUUAUUCAGGAGGUAAUUAGCCAAUCAAGAGCUAGGUUUAACCCAAGUAUCAGCAUGAUUAAGAAGUGUAUUGAAGUUCUGAUAGACAAACAGUACAUAGAGCGAAGCCAGGCCUCUGCAGACGAAUACAGUUAUGUAGCAUGAUGUUGCUGUCCUGCAGGUAUGAUUGUAAGGAGAUCAUUGCUGUCACUGUUUGGUGUGUUCCUGUGGGAAGAGGCAGGCCUGUGCCUCCAUAAUUGGUCACUUGGCAGCCCCUGUUUUUCUGCUGUUUACAACAUCACCAGUGCCAUGUCAUGAGCGUCAAUGAAAAUGCCUAUAGAUAUUUCAAGCUCAUGUCAUUAUGACAUUUCUUAAAACUUUACUAAAAGAAUGAGUGAAGUAUUGCUGAAAUGUGGAAAAUUGGUUGGGUACCAUGCUUUUUUUUUUCCUCCCCUUUCACGUUUGCAGUUGAUGUUUUUUAAUGUAUCUUAAGAGAAAGUU
Messenger RNA from Pelecanus crispus (Dalmatian pelican), 2597 nucleotides. It is a transcript of the gene CUL2, whose product is annotated as cullin 2. NCBI's taxonomy places the organism in Eukaryota, Metazoa, Chordata, Aves, Pelecaniformes, Pelecanidae. Gene Ontology annotation, biological process: ubiquitin-dependent protein catabolic process. Gene Ontology annotation, cellular component: cullin-RING ubiquitin ligase complex. The record is from RefSeq and is a predicted model, not a curated record. Gene Ontology annotation, molecular function: ubiquitin protein ligase binding.